Phaedon cochleariae (mustard beetle) is the source of this 2223-nucleotide messenger RNA. NCBI's taxonomy places the organism in Eukaryota, Metazoa, Arthropoda, Insecta, Coleoptera, Chrysomelidae. The record is from the annotation of a GenBank genome assembly.
AUUUAAUAUUUAUAUUCACAUCUAUUUAGUGCACAUUUAUGCAUGAGGAUGUUUCGGUUUAAUCGCAAACAUGCACUGUAGAGACAUUCGAAGUUUCUGUGAUAAUGGAAGAUGUUUUCAGUUCUUUGCAGCUUUGAUUGCCAACUUGAUGGCAAUAUCAGAUGGAAUGACAGUGGGAUGGACAGCACCAAUGAUACCUUACUUCUUGAGCGAAGACAGCCACAUCAGAAUGACAGUAAUCGAAACAGAAUGGCUAGAAACAUAUCUAUUGAUAGGAGCAAUCGUGGGUCUACCACUCACCAUUUACUUCGUAGACAGAAUCGGAAGGAAAAAAUCGUUACUCCUAUCCUCGUUUGUUCUCUUAGUCGCUUGGAUGAUGAUAGCACUAGCAGAUAAGAUUGAAUAUAUUUACAUCGCUCGAGUGAUGUCAGGCAUGGGUGGUGACAUGGCUUUUGUAGCUGCACCUAUGUACAUAGCAGAAAUAGCAGACCAAAAGAUCAGGGGUUUCCUGUCGAGCGUCAUCUACCUCAUGAUGUUAAUAGGCGUCAUGACAGUAUAUACUGUAGGUCCAUAUCUACCAUUUUAUGUCCCAUCAAUCAUUGGAGGAGUCCUUCUCACUAUCGAACUAAUAGUGUUCUCCCUUUUACCAGAAACUCCAUACUUCCUUUUGUUCAGAAAUAAAAUCGAAGAAGCUGAGAAAUCUUUGAUCAAGUUCAGAUCAAGUUCGGAGUCUAUCAAAGAAGAGCUGAGAGAAAUCUCCGUCGCAGUGGAAAGACAGAAACUAGAACGAGGUAAACCUCAAGACAUCGUCUUGGUAAAGAGUUAUAGGAAAGCUAUGCUGAUCAUGGCAGUUCUCAAUACAGCUCAACAACUUAGUAGUAUCAACGUGAUUUUGAUGAAUAUGCACCAAAUUUUGGGAGAAGCUGGUUCCAUCUACGUCCAUCCACCAAUUGCUGCUAUAAUCUUCGCAGGUUUGAUGCUGGUAGCUGCAUUGAGUGCUUCUUGUACUAUCGACAAUUUUGGACGCAAGAAGUUAUUGGUGACGUCUAGUAUACUAACGAGCCUGAGUCUUCUGGCUCUGGCAGUUUAUUUCCACAUCAAAGAAUCAGGGCUGGAAUAUAGGAGAAUCAGCUGGAUACCUAUAGUAUCUGUGAUGGUUUACGCAGCCGUGUAUAAAUUUGGUUUGGGAAUGGUACCAAUCGUGAUAACAGCCGAGAUAUUCGCUUCUAAGAUGAAGGCUAUUGGAAUGACGAUAGCUGAUGGGGUUUAUGUUUCGAUGGCAAUAUGUUCCAUUCAAUUGUACAAUAUUUUGAAGGAUAAUUUGGGCAUGCACGCACCUUUUUAUCUGUUCUCACUGUGUGCAUUUUUGACUAGUAUUUUCGUUAUAUUUUUCAUACCGGAGACCAAAGGAAAGUCUUUGGAUGAAAUUCAAAUCAUUUUAGAAGGAAAAAGAGUUGAUCGAAGUACCUCAGAAGUUUCAUGAGUUGAUUAUUUAAUCGAGAGUAAAUACUGGUAUAGAAUCUUGAUUUAUAUGUUUCCCAUUGUUAAUUCUCAUUCCAUAUACAAUUGCAGUCUAGAAACAACUUGCUCAUAUUUUCGAAUAUGCUCUCUUCAUUCAAAUCAUUUUCAGCAAUACAGUAUUGCCGCUUCUAUCAGAAAAUAGCAACAACUUUGUUAUUUCAAAUAGAAUACUCUAUAUUUCAUUGCAUUUUUGGAUUCUCCCUGAAGAGCUAUCGGAAAUCAUUACAGAGAUAUAUAAGGUGUUCAAAAUCGAUACUUUUCAACUUCAGGAUUUGUUUUUGUCGAAACCAUUUAUUAUCGGCCAAAACGGCUCACAUAUGUCCCUAUCUCAACUUUUGAUUUACUAUUUACUGAUAUUUGAUCAGACCGAUAAUGAAUAGUUUCGACACAAAAAAUUUCUAAAGUUGAAAAAUCUCGACUUUGAACACCCUAUAUCUAUGUAAUCUUUUUCGAUAGAUCCCAAGUGUGAUGCAUCGUUAAAAUCAGCUUUUCAGGGAGAAUCUAAAAUACAGGGUGUCCCUUUCGAAAUAUCAAUGUUGCUACUACUUUCUAGUAGAAGCAGCAAAACUCCAAAACUGAUUUCUUCGGAUAUAAAGAUAGUGUAAGCUAUUCUUGACAUAUCCUGUAUAGUAUGGGGGUGUAUACGAUUAUAGUGACCUGAUGUGCAUUUAAUGAAUGAAUAAAGUAUCAACAGGACAAGUG